Lycium barbarum (goji berry) is the source of this 1941-nucleotide messenger RNA. Its product is annotated as protein ABCI12, chloroplastic. The transcript has 7 exons. The record is from RefSeq and is a predicted model, not a curated record. Gene Ontology annotation, cellular component: chloroplast. Lineage: Eukaryota; Viridiplantae; Streptophyta; Magnoliopsida; Solanales; Solanaceae. Bases 55 to 1212 code for a protein of 385 amino acids.
GAACUCCAAAACAAUUUACACCCUCUGUAAAUUAAUCUCCUCCUCAUCAUUACCAUGUAUAGUCAAUUCCUCUACAACUAUCCAACUCUAACACUUUCUACAAUCCAUGCCUUAACACCCAUAUCCUUGAAGCAUCACUUCACUCCAAACCUAACAACAAAGCCUCUUUAUUUGCAUCUUCAACAAAAGAAAUCAAGAACCUUUAUAAGUUGUACAGCAAAUAGUGAUAGUGUUAAGGGUGCAGUGAACUGGCCAGAAUUGCUUGAGAAAUGGUCACCAAAAAAAUUUCUUGGUGCAGAUAAGUUAUUUAGAGCUAUAUCUGGAGCAACUUCUAGCCCCAUUGCUCAGUACAUACCUUCUCCUUUCACUUUUGUCCACUCUGUUGACCCCAGAAUCAAAUUGGCAUGGCUCUUUACUCUGGUUAUUUUACCGGCAAAAUCAAAUGUAAUCAUGCGUUUGUCAUUGGUUGCAUACUUAGCUAUACUAUCUAUUUUGGUCCAGCCUGCACAAGUGUGGAAGGAUCAACUCGGGAGAGUCGCACUGCUGUCCGGGAUCUUAUUUAUAAUGUUGGGCCUAAGUACUGACAGUGCACCUUCCCUCAUCUCUUCAAGAGCUCCCCCAGCUUCAAUGAUGGGAUUACCACCUUUUCCUGCAUCUUUGGAAGGUUAUAAAUAUGUAAUCUUGAAGCUGGGGCCAUUACAACUCACCAGAAAAGGCUUAUCAACGGCUACUACAUCAGCAUGUUUAACCUUCACUAUCUUCCAAAGUGCAAGUGUAUUCCUAUCAACCACAACACCGGAGCAGAUAGCUUUUGCCUUACGGUGGUUCAUAUCCCCUUUGGCCAACCUUGGUGUCCCUGUUGCUGAAGUUAUCCUUACUCUCCUGCUCUCCUUGAGAUUUAUCAAUCUUGUGUUUGAUGAGGUACGAAACGUUGCACUUGGUAUUGUAUCUCGUAGGAUUAAUUGGCAGCAGUUGACAACUUUGGAGACAAUAGAUGUUUUCUUCACAUAUAUUCGUCGGAUAUUCAGAAAUAUUUUUGUUCACGCAGAGCAGAUAUCUCAGGCAAUGAUUGUUAGAGGUUUUCGAGGGGACAGCACCAUUCACAAAAUAUUCUUGUCAGCAGACUCAUCUAGUAGACUUGCAAAUUAUAUCUCCAUAUCAUGCCUUUUUGGUCUAAUAACCUUAGUCACUUUGCCCAAGUACCUUGUAUAAUAAAACAUGACUAUUCAUCUGAAAAAAGAUCCAUCGUUUGACCUUUUAACCUUCAACUAUCUUAACCUCCUAAACAGCGAAUAAUUUCCUUGUCUGCACCUUGUAGUCGAACUUCUUUCUCCUCUCCUUCCUCCACAUUUUGACUCCUUUCCUAGAAAGUUGGAUUCCUUUCCUAGCAGAUGCCCAUGGAAAAGAAAACUGGCCAAAACAGUUUUCUUUAUCAAUUGAAAGCGGCGGACCAAUAAUUAUCCUAAUCCCAAAAGUUCGCUGGUUGCUGUCUCCCUUUAUCGGUGAUGAGCGUUGAAGUUGUUACUGACAUGGCAGCUGCUGAGAUGGCGAUGGAAGUGUUUGGACCUGGUUGCCCAUUACAUAAAGGUUAUCGAUACAUAACAUUUCUGGCUGACAAGUUACUUCUCCUGGAAUCUCAAUAUGACGUUCCGGAUUUUCUCUGUAUCAGGAGAUGGUAUUUUUAAACAAGUUCCGCUCAUAGAGAAGCUAACUGAUGAUUACCAACUUACAAACAGUAUUAGUCUUUUAAGAAAAUCAUCAAAUCUUUGUGUAAUCAGCGGUCACUGAAAUCAUUGUAGCUUUGCGAGCUGCCGAGCCGGCACAUUCCUUAAUUUAUGUGAAGGCACCAUUGAAGUGUUGUCUGUAUGAUACCUGAAAUGUAGGGAACUUUUGGUACCUGAAAAUAGUGAAAGAACCAGAGUGGUCAUUUUUUUUUUUUUU